Messenger RNA from Biomphalaria glabrata, 2614 nucleotides. RefSeq lists its product as uncharacterized. NCBI's taxonomy places the organism in Eukaryota, Metazoa, Mollusca, Gastropoda, Planorbidae. The transcript has 4 exons. The coding region runs from base 940 to 1437 and encodes 165 amino acids. The record is from RefSeq and is a predicted model, not a curated record.
AACAAUAUGGAUGCCGUGUUUACAUCGCUCUAAAGGUUUCACCGAAAGCAGCAAGUGAAACUAAUGGUGAGAGAAAAUAUUUGACAUAGAAACCAAUACUACUAAACUAACAAGCGGUAAGAUGAACGCCACUGAUUCUGUAGAGACAUGGAAAGAAGUUUCUCUCUCAAGUCUUCCAGCAGAAACACUUGAACAUAUUUUUAGCUUCCUGCACAGAGAUGAUCUUCUACAGGCCAUGUCUGUGUGCACAAGCUGGCAGUCUUUAAUCUCUAGCAGUCCAAAUCUGUGGCGUAGCCAAACAUUCAUUUUUGAUUGCGCUCUUCGCUCCAGUAAAAAGAAAAUUGUUGACAUGUUGUUUUGUGCACAAACGUUCGGGCCUCGUUUUGAAAAUCUGUCGGUAAAAUGCCGACAUCAUGACGUGCAUGAAUGUAAAAAAAUGGCUGAAAAGCUCAACCUUUUUCUUGCCGGUUUUAUAGCGCCCGCGUUGAGUUCAUUCAAAGUCUUCGACCUUCGAAUGUACAAUGCCAGUAGGAUUGUCGUCAAAAAAAUAUGCAACAAAUUGACGAAAAUGUUUGCCAGGGACUGUCAUCUAAAGGUCUUCGAGAUGCCCAUCGCCCACUGGUCAAACUUAGAGGGUCAGAAGGUCUUGGACGCUGUGUUUCGAAAGUCCAGAAACACUCUAGAAACACUGAGUAUUCCUGAAUAUUUUAUCUGUCAGACUGGCAUACCUGUAGAGAAGGAUUGGUUUGCAAAUGGGCUGACGUCACUGACAAAACUAACCAAACUUUCUAUCACUAUAUUCUAUCUUACCGAUGAACUUAUUGUCUCCCUUGCUCACUCCAGAAGAGGCGAACUGGCACAUCUGACUCUGUGGGCUAACUGGGUAUUUCCGAGAUCUCCACAUGUACAACAGGAUAGCUGGAAAAACCUGACAGAAGCAUGUCCCAAGAUGGAAGUGGAAUUAGAAUAAUCGGUUAUGUUACCGAUCCGCAUGCGUCUCUUCCCCCCUUGUUUGAUUCAGUACUUCCAGUCACCAAAAUGAAAAUACUAGUAAGCCAGAAAUAUUGUCCGCUUCCGUGGCCUUUACAAAAGAUGGAGAUUGUGUUGGAACACAUAAGACAGCACUACUGGUUUAGGCUCAAGAGUUUGAACCUGUCAGUUUUCAACACAAAGAAGAAGGACUUUGACCAGACAUUGAUCAAGUUAGUGAAAGAUUGUCCACGUCUGAUCAACGUUAAGAUUUUAGCAUCCUACCACUCUGGCGAUACAGCAAAAACAAUGGAAAGGAUAGUCACACAGAGACGCCGGACACAUCUCACUAGCAAGGGCGGACCUACUAAAAAACUCCGCAUUGAAAGUCAGCCUCUGGACAAAGCAUCUCAAACUGAAGACCCCAUGAAACGGCCGCCUGGCCACCAUGAAACGUCUCCACAAUAAAGUCGUGAUUUCAUGUCUGCAAAUCUAACAGAGCACGCUUAGAGUAAACGGGCAGUGGGGUCACUGGUUGGGGGGGGGGGAUAACGAUUAGUUCCGGGUUACACCUAAAUAGGAAAAAAAGUUUGCCCAUUUUUUAAAAUGUAAAAAAUAAAUGGUAGUUGCUAGAUAGGCACAUGCACGUUCAAUAUUUAUGCAUAAAUAAAUAUUUAUUAUUAUUUAUUUAUUUUUAGUACAAGGUCAAAAAUGAUCCGUGCCUAUAAGAGUUACAAUGUAUUUCCAAGGGUAAAACUCGGUUGCAUUUGCAUUGUAGCUUGGCUUACUCUAUAUUGAAGUAGACUAUAAAUGAAUUUUAAAAAGACGUUAUUACUAAUGUUAAUGAAAUAAAAUUAAGUGACACCUAAGAAAGACUUUUUGUUAUUUGCAAAAGAACUAAGCAACAUAAUCGAUUACAAAAAUUCUUUUGAUGGGGACAUUGAGAUGUCUCUUCACCAACACGACUCUGUAGUCUACUACAUCCAGCGGAAAGGGAACAUUACGUCUAUGGGGAACCACUCAGCUCGGAUGAUGUCUUGUGCAUGAACAGACCCGUUAUAAGACUUCUUGCUAAAUACGAAGAUGAACUGUCAAAGAUAAAGCCCAUAGCAAAAUGACAUAAUGUACUGCCUUGAUUAUCUCACGCCUUAUUAUCGAUUCAUUUUCAAUAUAAUCCUAUACGAGCUGUAAUCUUCUUAAGAAAAAAAAAGUGAUGGGAACUUGGAUUUUUUUAAAUGCAGUUUGAGAACCUCUGGUCUGGGGAAUUGGAAAAAAGGUUGUAAUCAGCGCCUCUAUGUGUCUUGUCAGGUGACUAAUUUAAAUUUAAAGGAGUUUUUUUUAAAUACAGGAAAAUUCUUGGCGAUUGAGGUACCUCCCCAGAUUAUGCUAGUGGGAGAUCACAGCACUCUCCCAUGCCACCAUGAUGACUUAAAGGAUGUCAGAUGUAACAUUUUCUGGUAUAGUUGUGCACCACCAAUACAAGUUUACAAAAUACUGGUAUAAUUAAACCCGCUUUCUAAAGAAAGUCAUAUCACACCACAAUAAACAAAAACAGGUGCUAUUAAUGUUAAAUCUGUUCUAAUAAUUUGGCAUUUUAGUAUCUGUAAAUACUUUACAUAAUAUAAUACAGAAUUUAUUGACUUAA